Molecule: messenger RNA, 4157 nt
Organism: Acanthopagrus latus (yellowfin seabream)
Lineage: Eukaryota; Metazoa; Chordata; Actinopteri; Spariformes; Sparidae
Gene: depdc1
Product: DEP domain containing 1a
Exons: 12
Coding region: 173-2761 (862 amino acids)
Biological process (GO): intracellular signal transduction
Source: RefSeq, a predicted model, not a curated record
UCGUAAUUUUGAACAGACGGAGUGCAGCCAGGCAGGCAGGCAGAGCCGAGUCUCAUCAAUGCUGCCGUUCACUGGCCCGUAGCAAAACAUCCGUGAAUACUUACCCGACUUAAGGAUAUUUGCACUCCUUACAUCUGAUGAAGUCUAAACAUUAGCGCUGCCUGUUUUUGGGAUGAAUAUGAGUUCUCAUGUUAUCACCCCUGGACCCUACCGAGCCACAAAACUGUGGAAUGAGGUGACUCGUUUGUUUCGGGCUGGUAUGCCCCUCAGGAAACACCGGCAGAACUUCCGGCACUAUACCUCCUGUUUCACAGCCUCUGCCGCCGUAGACUGGCUUCACCAGAUGCUCCUCAGCAACAGCAAUUUUGGCCCAGAUGUCACCAGGCAGCAGACGGUUCAGCUCCUGAAGAAGUUUCUGAAGAACCAUGUGAUCGAGGAUGUGAAGGGUCGCUUCGGCAGGGAGGAUCUGGAGGACAACAACAUGCUGUACAGAUUCCCCUCCACUUCUCCUCUGAAGCCUAUUCCUUGUCCAGCUCCAGCCUCAGCCCCUGGUUCCAUAAAGAAAAGGCCUUCAUUCAGGGACAAAGAAGGUUUCUUCAAGUUUAGGAGCUUUAAGAAGCAGGAAAAGGAGACGCAGGAAAAUGAAGAUCCUGCCCUCCAAGCAGAGGGAGAGAAUCAGCCAAUAGGAGAGCAACAGGGGCAACGGCGAGUGAUGACCGUGGAGGAUGAACAGGAGAUCUGGAAAGAUAUCACCCUGACCCACCUGCAGAGGAUUCUGGGUUGUGCAUCUCUUGAUGACGUUUUAGACCGACGAUAUGUAAACCCCCAGAACAUCAUCCACAAUAUGACCAAAGUCAACAAGCAUGGAGUGGUCACGCUAGACGACAAGACAAAUGACCUUCCACACUGGGUUUUGUCUGCCAUGAAGAGCCUGGCCAACUGGCCGAAGUACGACAACGCACAGCCAUCUUAUCCCGGCUUCGAGAGAGACGUCUUCAAAACAGUGUCCGAUUACUUCUACAGCCUUCUGCAGCCACUGCUCACAUACGAACUGUAUGAACUAUUUAUCAACGUCCUGGUGUUUUGUGGGUACGUUGCAGCGCCCACGACACACCAACGUGGGAAACGCAAGAAGUCUGACCUCCCUUCAGCUCCCCCUCCGGCCAAGGCAUCUUUCCGCUCCACAGAGUGUCUCCUUCUGUCGCUAAUCAGACAGGGGACGUGUGACGAGACGGAGUCGCCGAUGAGAGAGGUGCUUGGCGGGAAGCUUCAGUCGCGGCUGGCAGCGCUGAAGGGAGGCGCGACCAGCGGUGGUCAGUUAGGAGGCAGCUGCAUGAGCCUGAGUGCAGCUGGUUUGAUGAGGCCUCAAACCAGGAGUUGCUCUCUGGAAACCAUGUUAGAUGAUUCUGCCCCUCUCACCCGGCAGCAGCUGUUCUUGUCCAAUGACAGCCUGGCAUCCUAUAGCAACAGGAGCCAAGAUGACUGCCCUGCCAUCACAACACUCAGCAGUCGCACAGACUUUACAUCUGCAUCCAAAGCAAACCCCAUUACGUAUGAAAAUGCUCACGGAGGUACAACCAGAAAUAGGCUGUCUGUAGCUUCUGCAGCAGGACUGUCAGUCACACGGAGGUCACACUCCUUGCGGCCACGCAGCGUAGGCAGCUGUCUGGACAUUGUCAUAGAAACCAGGGAGGAGGAUGUCAAGGAGACCAAGUGGCGGGGCCGAGCAACCAGCUGUCUUAACGUGAACACUCCCGCAGAGCCGCAUCACUCCUCAGCUUCACGCCCUCCCUCGUGGUCCUCCCGUCAUCCCCUCUCUUCCUCCUAUCAUCCUUUUCUCUCCUCUUCAUAUGCUGUGGCCAAAGUACAAGGGUCCCAGGCUACUACAGCACUCAGUGGGCCCAGACCCGCCUCCAGUACCGCCAAUCUCUGGGCGCCUCCUCCACCUGCUGUUGUACGACGCUGCCUCAGCUCUCUGGAUGUGUCAAAGCAGUCUCAACCCGCCUCACUGUUCAAACCGCCUGUCUGCGUGCCCACCAGCAGCUCCAAGCCCCCACAUUCCAAACCUGAGCACAGCCUCCUGCAGCCUCAGUGUGAGCGUGUCGCCAUCGAGGCCCUGCAGCUUUGCACCCUCCUGCUCCCCCCCGCCUCCCGCAGAAAGUUGCAGCUCCUCAUGAGGAUGAUGUCACGCAUCAGCCAGAACGUGGACAUGCCCCGCCUCCACCCCGCCAUCGGCACCCGGACUCUGAUGGUUCACACUUUUUCAGGCUGUGUCCUGGGCAGCGCUGUUGAGUGUGAUCUGGACGAGCUGUUGGCUACCAGACUGGUGUCAUUUCUAAUGGACCAUCAGCAAAGCAUUCUGUCGGUCCCGGAGUACCUGCUCAAUGCUAUCAAUGACCAUAUACAGUACCUGCGCAGAGUACAGGUUCCCCUUGACAGUGUUUCUAAUGUUGAUGGCAGCGAUCCGGUCUGUGUUCCAAUGCCCAUCUACGCGUUCUGCCAUCAGAUUAGCGGUGCAGAGUUUGAACAGCAAAAGCUGGAAGCUUCCCAGAAGGCGAUGGAGGAGCUGCUGGAGAUGCUGCUGACGGACCAAAAUAUAAGCGAGAAGGACAGACGCAAGAAACUGAAACAGUUUCAGAAGCAGUACCCAGACAUCUACAGUCGUCGGUUCCCCUCCUCACACAGUGAAAGCAACAAACCAAAGAUUAAACCUCCCCUCCUCAACAUCAAGAAGACCAAAGCUUUCAGCAUCAGGAACUAAACUAACCUUACAGGUGUCGCCGUUGUAGAAGUCACAGUCUUUACCUUGUUUUCACUGCACUAUUACUGCACUGAUACUAAGAGACUUGGAAAAUGCACCUCUUUGCAGCCAUCAACUUGUUACAUUUGAUUUAUGGUUAUUCCUGUUGUGUCUCAUUAAUGUGCCAACAUGAGUCAGUUCAGGGUUGAAGACUUCUACAGUGGAUAAUGUGUGUGUGUGUGUGUGUGUGUGUGUGUACGUUUGUGAUUUGUGUUGACAGCCGAGCCCAGUAUAAAGCGUUUAUGUGAAGCAGGGUGUCUUGUAAAAUGUUGUGUAUUUAGUAACAUCCCUGUUCUUUUGGAUCACUCAACUUUUCCUGUUUUAUUUUCCUCUAACCUUUCAUGUCUACUGCUACUACUGACGUGUGUGUGCGUGUGCGUGUGCGAGUGCGAGUGUAAGAGCAAACUUCACAUUGGGAGAAAAAGUAAGGCUCAGUUCUGAGAUCACUGAUCCAUAUGGGAAUGAUUAGAUUAUAGAUUUCUUAAUUUAUAUGAAUGCUGACAUUGGGAGAAAUGCUAGAUUUUGUCUUGAAGUGUUUUUGUCAUGUUAACUGUUUUUUUUAUAGACUUUACUAAACAUUUUAUGUCGUAGAAUCUCAAGUUUUAUUUAAAGUCAUCUGUAGACGUUUCAUCCUUAUCCUUUGACUUUUAUUUUCUUUAGCUUGCUUUUAUUUGUGUGGUACGUUUUUAUCUUUAAAAGCAUUCUACAGUCACGUUUUAGGUUUUCUCAUAAACGUCAGUUUUUCCAGAUACCACUUGGUUAUCUUGAACCCACCCCUGCUUAGUUUUCUGGAAUUAGAAAUGUUGUGCACUAGAUGGAGGUAUUGUGAAUGGCCAGUAAGCUUAUUCCAAUCAUCAGAAUUGCUAAUUUAUACAAUAUUGAAUGCAUCUUGGACUUCCUAAAGAAGGUUUCACCAGACACCGGUUAUGUUUUGGGCAAACGGUUGCUACUUCUUUUUAACAAAGUCCUCAUAAAGUGUUAACAACUAUGGCAACAAUCAUUUGAAAGCAAUGAAGCAGCGGUUGGCUGUAACGAUGAGGUGCAAUACAGAGCCCAUCUUAUGUCACGUGUCUGAGGAAAUGUAACACGCUUGACUCAAAAGAUCAAGUUGUCCUUUUUUUUUAAUUUAUUGAUCUCAUAUGAAGAAUUUGUUCUACCCUGAUAUGUUUGUCUUUACCUCAGAUCAGAUGAUGUACAUGUGUGUGUGUGUGUGUCUAACCAUAAACACACUCAUUAGCAGUGUUUUUGGCAGAGACUUUUACAGAGGAGUGUGUAUUGUACUCAGUUCUACUCCUCCUCUACAUUGUUUACUAUGCAAAGCCCUGGGAAAUAAACCUGUUCAGCUGUUCUAUUUAUA